Messenger RNA from Striga hermonthica, 732 nucleotides. The record is from the annotation of a GenBank genome assembly. NCBI's taxonomy places the organism in Eukaryota, Viridiplantae, Streptophyta, Magnoliopsida, Lamiales, Orobanchaceae.
AUGCGCGGCCCUCUCAUUCUCGAACCAGGUUUCGGCUACCGACAAAAUGCACUAUCUGUAACAUAUGUCUCAGCCCAAAUUCUGGUCCUCCCCCUCGGGAAGCUGAUGGCGGCUUCCUUGCCGAGAAUGGCAGUACGAAUCCCGGGGACAAAAUGGUCAUCCUCGUUAAACCCGGGUCCCUUCAACUUGAAGGAGCAUUGCCUUAUCACCAUUUUUGCAGAUGCUGGCACAACUUCUGUUUAUGCAGUGAGUAUCAUUACUAUUGUGAAAGCCUUUUAUCACCGUCAACUUAAUCCGGUAGCUGCUCUGUUGCUAACGCAUUCUACGCAGAUGUUAGGCUAUGGUUGGGAUGGAAUCUCCUGGAAGUAUCUAGUCGACUCGCUUUACAUGUGGUGGCCCGCGAACCUAGUCCAGGUCUCCCUCUUCCGGGCUCUGCAUGAGGUCAAAAUCCAACCAAAGGGAGGACUCACAAGACUCCAAUUUCUCCUAAUGGUCCUUGCCUCAAGCUUCCCUUACGACAUAAUCCCAAACUAUCUCUUCCCUUCUAUCACGGCCCUCUCCUUUGUCUGUUGGGUGUGGAAAGACUCUGUCACGGCCCAGCAGAUAGGUUCCAGGCUCCACGAGCUCGGGCUGGGCUUGUUCGUGCUUGAUUCGUCAACUGUUGCGGGCUUUCUUGGCAGCCUGCUCGCGACCCCUGGGUUCGCCAUCGUCAACAUGCUGGUCGGCAUAUAA